Aspergillus glaucus CBS 516.65 is the source of this 510-nucleotide messenger RNA. RefSeq lists its product as uncharacterized. The record is from RefSeq and is a predicted model, not a curated record. The transcript has 2 exons. NCBI's taxonomy places the organism in Eukaryota, Fungi, Ascomycota, Eurotiomycetes, Eurotiales, Aspergillaceae. Bases 75 to 377 code for a protein of 100 amino acids.
UCCUCACAGCUAUUCUCACAAGCCACAUUAUCUGAAUCCAUCGUUUAUCUUAAAACAUCAAAAGUACACACACCAUGGCUCCCGCGCGAACCAACCCUCCUCGCGGUGGUGUCGGUACCCGAGAAACACCAGCCACCAACACCGGCAGUGGCUCUGGUCUGGGCGAUUCUGGAUAUCCCAAAGGCAGCGGUCCUACUACCGGCCAAUUCACCACAUUGGCCAACCAAAAGGGCACUUCAAGAGAUAACGAUGAAUCCUUUUUUGAGGAACCUCCCAACCCCAGCGAGGACCGCAGCUUCAUGGCCCAUAAGCCCGGGCAUCCCGAGACGCUGCCGGGAUGGGACAAGCUGAAGGAUGUAAUCGGAUAUACCAGCUGAUUGGGCUUCAGAUGACGAGUUAUGCUAUCUGUAUUAUUAUGGUUACGAUUGUUAUGAAAUGGGAUUAAAAUAAUGUACAAUAACGACCUGUAUAUAUGAUGUCAAAGUUACGAUUGUAAUGAUACUUUCCUGC